AUGAGUGAAGAUAGUGAUAUCUCCUCCCCCCAUAGAUCACACAUUAGUUCAAGCAGUCCAGGCACACAACCAAUUGCUACUUCCACCCCUAAUCCCAAAAAUAAGCGUCAUCCUCCAAAGGCAAACAAAAAACUUAAAGAAUGUGAAAGGUUGUGCGUCUUAAACAUAAAUUGCCGCUCUAUUAAAAAUAAAAUACCAGAUUUACAACAGGUAAUAUCCCAAGUCAAACCUGACAUUAUUUGCUGUACUGAAACAUGGCUAAAACCUGAAAUAUCAACAGCUGAAAUUUUUCCUGACUUCUUAAACUUCCAGGUAUAUAGGGAUGAUAGACUAGAGGGCAAAGGUGGGGGAACCCUCGUUGCUAUAUCGAAAUCCAUCCUAAGCCAGGAACAACCUGAUCCGAAAUCAAAAUAUAAUUCAGUUUGGGCCAAAAUGUCCCUUAAAGGUUUUAAGGACAUCUAUAUCUCUUCCUUCUAUAAACCUAACGAGAAGGAUGAGAUACCCCUCAAUGAACUUUGGUCUUCCAUAAAAAAGAUCCCCAAAAAUAGUAUUGUCUGGGUGCUUGGGGACUUCAAUAUGUCAAGCAUCGACUGGUCAACAGAAUCCCUGACAGAAGGUUGUAAGUUCCCAAACAUAUACACUUCUUUCCUUGAAAAUCUCAUUAACUUAAACCUACAGCAAAUGGUCAACAUCCCUACCAGAGGUAACAACGUCCUUGACCUGUUCCUCACAAACAUGCCUUCCCACGUACAUAGUACAAAAACCCUACCUCCCUUAGGCUCCUCAGAUCAUGACAUAGUCUUUCAUGAAAUCAAAAUUAACAGAGGGCGUCCACUUCAAACAAAGAGGGAAAUCCAAUGUUAUAAUAAGGCAAACUGGAAUUGUUUAAAAAAUGACGUAAGUAAAUAUGCCAAGGUCUACAGUGAAACACACUACACUGAUCCCAACAAAGCCUGGAUUUCCUUCAAGGACGAACUAAACCACCUUUGUUCUAUUCACAUACCAACUAAAGUCACUAAAACACGUCGAGAUCUACCAUGUAAUAAAACUGAAAGCUGUGGUGUGGCACCCCUCAAAUCAGAAGGUCAAACAUUUACUGAUCCAGUCGCAAAAGCAGAUAUCCUUAACUCCCAGUUUGAGUCUGUCUUCUCUCGGCCUCAGCCCCUUAGCUUAUCCCAGGCUUGCAAACAGAAACACCACCCAUCUAUGCCAGAAGUAUCUAUAUCGGAAGAUGGUGUGAAGAAACUUUUAAAAGACCUAAACCCAAAUAAAGCUUCUGGUCCUGACCAAAUAUCCCCUAGGUUAUUAAAAGAGCUCCAUCGAGAGGUUACUCCCAUACUGACCCACAUCUUCCAGAUCUCACUUAAAACAGGUAUUGUCCCAGAAGACUGGAAGCAUGCAAUUUCUUGCCUCAGUUUUCAAAAAAGGCUCAUUUUAAUGCAAACCCAGCAAUUAUAUAUAGACCAAUCUCCCUCACAUGCAUAG
Ruditapes philippinarum (Manila clam) is the source of this 1485-nucleotide messenger RNA. RefSeq lists its product as uncharacterized. The record is from RefSeq and is a predicted model, not a curated record. Bases 1 to 1485 code for a protein of 494 amino acids. Gene Ontology annotation, molecular function: catalytic activity. The transcript has 2 exons. NCBI's taxonomy places the organism in Eukaryota, Metazoa, Mollusca, Bivalvia, Venerida, Veneridae.